Messenger RNA from Bemisia tabaci, 2850 nucleotides. RefSeq lists its product as uncharacterized. NCBI's taxonomy places the organism in Eukaryota, Metazoa, Arthropoda, Insecta, Hemiptera, Aleyrodidae. Gene Ontology annotation, biological process: DNA integration. Gene Ontology annotation, molecular function: nucleic acid binding. The record is from RefSeq and is a predicted model, not a curated record.
AUGACAAAAAUCACCACCGAUCUGCCAAAUAUAAGUCUUCCCAACACAAUGAGCAAACCUCUCAGGACAUUGACUUUGGCAGAUCCAGAGUGGAUGAAACCAGGCCCGGUAGAUCUACUAAUUGGAGCCGACCUGUACCCUCAUAUUUAUGAUGGCAGAAAAAUCAUCCUCGAUGAAAAUUGGCCAAUAGCGCUAAGCAGCAUUUAUGGAUGGGUCAUGACGGGCAAAUUUAGCGCCCCGCAUGACGCAACACGCAUAGCAGCAGUGACAACCUCAGAAUCAGCACCAAUCACUGCUUUGCUGUCCAUCAAUUCAGAACCAAUUGAAACUUGCCUUCGACGACAUUGGGAGAUAGAGGAGCCCCCGUCAAGGCCAGUGAAAAGUCCGAAUGACCUCUUAGCUGAGGAACUUUUCACGGAAAAGCACUCAAGAGACAGCGAUGGUAGAUAUUCAGUCCCUAUGCUUCUCACCGAAGAAAAGAUGAAUCUUGGGGAUUCUUAUCAUCUUGCAAAAAAUCGACUGAUCAAAUUAGAGCAUCGAUUAAAUGGAAACCCAGACUUCAGAAACGCGUACAAAGAUUUCAUGAAGGAAUAUGAGGAGCUCGGGCAUAUGAAACAAGUAGAUAAUGAUUCGAUAGGUCAGGGCAAAUAUUACAUUCCCCACCAUGGGAUAUGGAAACAAACCAGCACAAGCUCAAAAAUGCGAGUGGUUUUUGAUGCUUCAAUGAAAACUACGUCUGGCAAAGCAUUAAAUGAUGUGGUUCUGAAGGGAGAAAAACUACAGACAGACAUAAUUCAAGUGUUAACUCUAUUCAGAUUUCCGCGGUAUGUUUUCACAGCAGAUGUUUGCAAAAUGUAUCGUCAGAUUUUAGUUAAUCAAGAGGAUCGGCCAUAUCAGCGAAUAUUAUGGCGCGAAGAUCCAUCUCAGCCCAUCAAAGAAUAUGAACUGCAAACAGUUACAUAUGGAGUAACAUCCUCUCCUUAUGUAUGUCUGCGCACCAUGCGCCAGCACGGCGAAAAUACUGGCGAAAAAUAUCCCGUAGCCAAAGAGAUUCUCACAAAAAAGGUUUUCGUCGAUGACAUUUUGGCCGGAGCAGAUUCUAUUCAAGAGACAAAACACGCAAGAGAUGAAAUAAUCGAAUGCGCCGGUGAAUGCAACAUGGAGCUGAAAAAGUGGUCAAGCAAUGACCCAGAAAUAUUGGAGGACUUGCCGGAGUCCAAUCUCAAAACUCCAGUAGAAUUUUCAGAUGCAGACAGUUCCGAAUCGCUUCUCGGAUUACAAUGGCAGCCAAGCAGCGAUAUAUUCUCAUUCAAGGUUGAGAAAAUCACACCGGUGUACACAAAAAGAGGUAUCGCCUCAGUUGUCGCCCAAAUCUUUGAUCCACUUGGCCUGAUAUCACCAAUUAUGCUAAAAGGCAAGCAAUUCCUUCAACAACUGUGGUUAUUAGGCAUAGAUUGGGACGAAGCGGUGCCCCUCGAGCUUCAAGCACAGUGGAAAAAGUACACCGAAGAACUCAUCAAAAUUUCCGAGAUCCGUAUUCCGCGUCAUGUGUCUCUGAUCGAUGGAGUAAAAUUUGAUCUUGUCGGUUUUAGCGAUGCCAGUAAAUUAGGAUACAGCGGCAAUGUGUAUCUGAGGGUCGAAAGCAGCUCCGGUGAGGUCAAAACCAGCCUUUUAAUGGCGAAAAGUAAGGUGGCACCGCUCAAACCGAUGAGCAUCCCCAGACUGGAGUUGCAGGGGGCGGCGCUAUUAACAGAGUUACUAGAUGCUGCUCACUACAUAUGUUCAAUGGCUCAUCCAAUCAGGAAGGUGUUCGCCUAUUCAGACUCCACAGUCGUCUUAUCAUGGCUCCAAAUUCCUCCCUACCGGCUCAAAGUAUUCGUCGCUAAUCGAGUUACUCGAAUUUUAGAAGUAUUAACACCACAACAUUGGGGGCAUGUCAAGUCUGAAGAUAAUCCGAGCGAUCUGGCCAGCCGAGGCUGCAUGCCAGACAGAUUGGCCGACAACAGUUUAUGGUGGCAUGGACCAAAAUGGUUGCAAGAGCCAGAAGAAAAUUGGCCGAAGUUGAGUCCAUUUGACCCAGAAAGCAAAGCAGAAAUCAUCGACAAACUACCGGACAUCGUCACGCUGGUACAAAAUAAACAUGAAUCAUGGGGGGAAACUUUCUUAAAAUCAUUUUCAGGAUUUGUUCCUCUGCUCAGAACCACCGUUUGGAUGUUGAGAUUUAUCCAUAAUACCCGGCAUCCUACCCAGAAAAGAACUGGACAGAUUUCUAGUGCGGAGCUACAAGAAGCCCGGCACUGGUGGAUAAAAAUUAUUCAAGGCAAAGAAUUUAAAGCAGAGAUCAGAACACUGAGCGAGAAAAAAGAGAGCCCGGCCUCUUUAUGCAAACUUCGUCCUUUUUUAGAUGAACAGGGAUUAUUGCGAGUCGGUGGUCGACUCAGGCACUCAGACAUGAGCUACGACUUCAAAUUUCCCAUUUUAUUGCCUAAAAAUCAUCAUUUCACUCAACUGGUAAUCGACUAUUAUCAUGAUAUGACACUUCACGGCGGUCCCAGCUCAACUUUAGCAGCAAUCAAUCAGCGAUUUUGGAUAAUUAAUGGGCGUGCUGUAGUCAGAUCUAAACUUCAAAAGUGCAUCCAGUGCUUUAAAGUCAGACCAAAAUUCACGCAGCCACUUAUGGGCGAUUUACCAAAAUGGAGAGUUCAGGCAGCAUAUCCGUUUCUCAAUACAGCGUGUGACUACGACGGACCAUUCCAAGUCAAAGAAAACAAGCUCAGAAAUGCAAGGCAAACGAAGGGGUAUCUAGCCCUAUUUAUUUGUAUGGCUACUAAAGCAGUACACCUGGAAUUU